ACCGGGAAAAAAGAACAGUAACAGUCGGGUGGCAUAUUGGGGGCUCGCAGAAACCCUAAUUGAUAUUCUUUCGAGAGAAUCGAAUUAUUGAGAUGAGGAUACUGGUGCAUGAAUUGAAUGCUUCUUAAUAGAAACUCUGCCCUGAAUUUUCCUUCAAGUUUUCCUUUUUGUACUGGAAUGGAACCGGAGAUGGAUAAAACCAUCUCCGGUUGGAUAGCGGAGUACAUUAUCAGGCGACCACUUGCGGAUCAUAUCCUCAAGAAGCUCUUGUCUGGUCUCGAACUUCCAGAGGAUAAUACUCGGUUAAAGAAAACCGUGGUUCUGCGGUGGAUCUCUGACGAGAUUGCGGAGGGUUCGGUGUCUGAGACAAUCCUCGACUCCCUCCAGACGAUCGAGGAACUGGACAGUAAGGAAGAUUGCAAAAUUACGGACUCGAUGAAGCGGGCUUACUGCGCGGUGGCGGUGGAGUGCACAGUGAAAUACCUCGUGAGCGGUGGGGUCAACAGACGAAAAUACCAGGAAGCAGUAAACAGGAUAUGGAGAGAGAGGAUUCGGAGUCUCUCAGGGAAGAGCGAACUGGUUUGCUCGCAGGAGUUGAGCAAGUGCAGGGAGGAGGUAGAAGCUGCUACUUGGGACAAGGAAAUGUGCUUACAUUUAACGCAGAGGAAUACCAGGAACGAUGCUUUAACCUCGGUUGGCGAGUAUGUCACCGAGGCGUUUACGGUGAUGGGUCCUCCGUAUCUUGAAAAAGUGGCGAUUAGGAAGAUAACGGAGAUGAAGGAAGGACCGGGGACUAAUGUUGCUGGCGACGGAACGCGGGCGGACAAUGCUCAGCAGGAACCGCAUGGUUUUUCCGAUGUGGUGGUUCAGCAUGAUACUGAAAUGGUCGAGCAUGCGGAAGCGCACAACUUUAACGGUAAAGAGACCGGCGAAGAUGUAUCUCGGCUGUUGGUUAGUGAAGGAGCUGUUGCCAAUGGGAAAGUUGUGGUAGAGACUGGUACGGCCCUCGAAGAAGAAGGGACAAGGAAAACAGAGAAAGAAGGAGAGGAAGGAGGAGGAGGGGGAAAAUCUGAGGGGACAAAAAGGGGCUCUAGAGAGGAAGAAAUCUGCAAGGUGAAAGAGUUGUCAAGACAAAAGCAUGCUCGGCAUUGGAGAUGCCGUGGAGCAAAGAUAUUCGAGACUGGGGAAUCAGAUGAAGAGCUAGUAGUCAGUAAAUGCAGUCCUGUUCUAACUCCUGAGUAUAAUAGAGUGCGAGAAGAACUUCAAACUAGUGUAUUGGAGUUAGAAGCAAUCGUCAAAGACCCGCUCCCGGAUGCUUUACAAGUAGCUGAAACUGUGAGUGCUGAGAUGACCAAGCGAGACAUGAACACUGAGACUGUUGUACCUGUUCGGAAUGCAUCUGGGACAGCCGAGGGGGUUAAUUGUGGAAAUCAGAAUUCUACGCGGCACAAUGAUGCACGUAAAUGCAGUUUAAUGGCAAGAAAUAGCACUGCCUGUGUGCAUGAGUGGGAUAACUCUUCUGAAGAAACUCCUGGUGAUAGAAUUCGUUUACCUAGCCCAAAAAGAAUGGCUAUCUCUCCACUGAGAAGGCAAGCACUUGAAAAAAUAAUUAGGAGAAGGAAACCAAGAAAAUGGAGUCUGGAGGAAGAAGAUGUUUUGCGGAAUGCUGUUAAAAAGUAUGGGAAAGGAAAUUGGAAAUUUAUCUUGAAUGCUCACCGUGAUGUUUUCCUAGAGAGAACUGAGGGAGGCUCAAUUGUAAAUGUAUCAACUGCUCCAGAAGUGCUGAUUGUACAUAUUUUACAUAUCUGGCUGUGAAGAUGCUCUUUCUUUUAUUUUGGCUUGUCCAAUGGAGGUCAUGAAACUGGGAUACUGUCCCCUUAAGGUAAAUCCCAUGAGAUGGGAAUGUCACGAAGCUACCAUACUCGGGCUUGAAGAUACUUUUGUUUUGUAUAGAUGCUGAUAAGAUGAUAGUGUUGCUGAUGCGCAGGCGCAGAGGCAGCCGGUAGAAGGUAAUGUAAUCUGUUGAGUCUCCAAAAGUUGUUUUUGUUUUGUAGUUUGAAAUGUAUGUAAAAUGCAAAUGAAGGCGAAGGCCUCUCUAACUCUCCUUGUAUAUUUUGGCUUAAAAUAGAGAAAUGUUUUUCUUUUUGAAGAAAA
Molecule: messenger RNA, 2154 nt
Organism: Carica papaya (papaya)
Lineage: Eukaryota; Viridiplantae; Streptophyta; Magnoliopsida; Brassicales; Caricaceae
Source: RefSeq, a predicted model, not a curated record